GUGUGACAUUUCAAAAGGCCUUUUAUAUGACAGUUUAGCCACUGCGAAAAAUAAACAACAACCUACCUACAACACUCAACUUAUCGCGCAAUCAAAAUAUUCAAGAAUACUUUGCAGAAAUUUCGAUUUAAACUAAAUUGAUUUGAAAUUUUACAGCAAGAAUCUGUGGCGUGGUAUGCAAAUUAAGAAGAAGUUUCGUUGUCAAUGUGUUUUUGUGGCUAAAAUCUGAAUUUUUCGUGAUUUGGACAUUGUGUACUUAGACAUUCUGCGAAGUCAAUCUCAAAUCAAUUUUUACAUGCAAUUUUGAUGAUCUUAAGCAACGACACAAUUGAAAACAAAAAUAUGUACGCAGAAGUUGACGUAUUUAUCAGUAAUUAUACUUUAGUUGAUGCAGACAUCUUUCAACUAUGGACAGAAGGCUACUCGUCUACCGAAGCGGUUCAUUUUCAAAACACAAAAGGUGUUGCUAGAAAUAUGGGCGCCCCAUUGGAGUUGAUUGCAUCGGACGUUUUGGAUCACUAUCGCACAUACUCGCUUCUAGAGCGUUUGUUAUACACACCAACAAAACUUUCCGAACAGCCAUCAUUUCAAUUGGAGCCACAAAGUCAACAUCUUCUCAUUGAAAAAUACUACAAUUUGGAUCACUCUGUGGCACGUGAAAUACUUGGCAAGAAGCUAUCGUCGCGAUAUCGAAAGGAUUUGGAUGAAGUGGCUGACAGAACGGGCAUUCGGUUGAAAUCAUGCCGUCGACAAUUCGACAAUGUCAAACGAAUAUUCAAAUGCGUCGAGGAGAUGCCGGGCAACGUUACCAACAAUAUCAAGCAGAACUUCUUGCUUCCCGAUGAACUCGCACGGAAGUAUGCCGUGAUCGUGUUCAUCGCUUGUUUGCGUUUUGAGACGGCCAAACGACGCCUACAAUAUUUGGAUUUCAGUGAUUUCUUCGAAUGUUCACAAGCCAUCAUGACCUACUGGACGUACACAUAUCAACACUCUGGUCCUGAGUAUUACGACACGGAAAUGGAUCGCGAAUUUCUGUUAGACCUAAGAGAGGUGCGCAGUUUGUUGGACAAAGAGAAGGAAAUCAAACACUUGGUGUUGAUUCGUUUGAAAUCAGUCAUACUUGAACGCGCCUACCAAGAACUAGAUCUCAACUUCAGAUCCUACUGGCGUUCAUUGAUAACAAUUGCAAUCAAUUUGCACCGGACGCGUGAGCUUCGUUGUCUAUUUAUGGAGUUGUCAGAGAAACUCAUCGAGCCAUGGCGCACCAACAAUUGGCAACUUGAAACUGUCAAAUCAUUUUUGCCAGCAGUGACUCAAAGCGUUCUGGAUUUAGAAGUGGCCAGAGAACAGGAAAUACGCUUGCUUUUCGAUCGUUAUAUGGCCGUCAUCACAGUUAUGUUAAUUAAAAUGUAUCACAGUUAAUGUACUUGAGCAAAAUGCCAAAAAUGCUUAUGCAAAUGUUACUUAAUUUUAAUUCUUCUUAACUUGAAGCGUUGAUAGAACACAUUUUCUUUUUAAUUGUUUCGCCAAAUGUGUUUCGCAACAAUUUUAUGCCCGUUUUAUUAAGAAAAUAAUGAAUUGUGUUCCAAAAAAUUUAGGACUUAAAUUUUAGCCUAUUCCCGCUGUACUGUGUCCACGGCCAAACUUUUACGAGUACUGAAUUUUGUAACAAUUUACUUUACAACAUUUUCGUUUUAAUUGUUCUUUAUUUGCAUGAAUACUAUUGGUUGAGUGACAAACAUAGACAUAUACUGUUCAAACUAACAGGACAAUGUGUUCUGUAGAAGAAUAUUAUGGACCACAUAAUUUAUGGCUGGGUGCUUUGCAAAACAGCCAAUAGAGAAUAAGCCGUUUUCACAAUCUGGAAAUAAAAAUUCAACUCAAGCUAUUAUUGAACAAA
Sitodiplosis mosellana (orange wheat blossom midge) is the source of this 1900-nucleotide messenger RNA. It is a transcript of the gene Fibp, whose product is annotated as acidic fibroblast growth factor intracellular-binding protein. The record is from RefSeq and is a predicted model, not a curated record. Bases 307 to 1422 code for a protein of 371 amino acids. Gene Ontology annotation, cellular component: nucleus. The transcript has 7 exons. NCBI's taxonomy places the organism in Eukaryota, Metazoa, Arthropoda, Insecta, Diptera, Cecidomyiidae.